GUUGUUUGGAGGUGUCCAGGCAUUGUUGGGGGGGGUCUGGCUGCCGUUCCUCAGGCUGAGCACCCUGCCCCUGCAUCCCUGCUCCAUCCCUGCAUCCCUUCUGCAUCCCUCCUGCGUCCCUGCUCCAUUUCUGCAUCCCUCCUGCAUCCCUUCUGCAUCCCUCCAUCCCUCCUGCAUCCCUGCUCCAUCCCUCCAUCCCUCCUGCAUCCCUGCUCCAUCUCUGCAUCCGUCCUGCAUCCUUGCUCCAUCCCCGCUCCCUGCCGGGUGCAGGGGGGGAGGCGGCCCCUCCGCAGCGGGAGGAGGAGGAGGAGGAGGAGAAGGAAGAGGAGGAGGAGCGGCUCAGGUGCGAGCAGGCGCUCGGAGGGGCGAGGGGAGGCAGCGGCAGCUCCCGGCGCCCAUCCCAGGAUGCCGGGGAGCUGGCACGGGAUUCCAGGGAGCAGCCCUUUCCCCACGCGAGGAACAGCUGGAAUUAUUCUGGGAUGUUACCAAAUCAGAAGGACUUUCUGCAAGGCAGAGAAUUAACUCUGAGCGGAACGCGCUCUCCCGAAGUGCCGCAGCGGGAUCGCAAAUCCGCCCUUCCCAGCACCCCAAAUCCCUGCUGAAGGCACGGCGAGGGCUGUCGGAGCCAGAAAUCCCUGCUUGGAGGCACGGCGAGGGCUGUCGGAGCCAGAAAGCGCUGCUGGAGGCACGGCGAGGGCUGGCAGAGCCCGGCGAGGUGCUGGUACCUCGGAACAGACCCGGAGCGAAGGGAGCUGGGUGACCUUGGAGAUCGUUUCGCGUGGAUCCAUUCAUUCUCGCCGCCCGUCUCCCAGUCUCAGGGACUCCAGGAUUAAAGAUGGUUUUAAACAUUUUAGGGGCCUUUCGAAAAGCGAGAUUGUGUUCAAUUAAUGAGCUGCCUAAUGAUUGCUGAACUAAUCGAGCGUUCGCUUAAAACUGCGCGCAGAAGAUGCUUUCCUUUAGCGCUUGCUUUCUCCACAACUGCGAAUAACAUGAACGAGGUAACGUCCUGCGAUUCAGAGCAACUGUUUAUUAUGCCGAUUGCCUAAGACGUACAGAAACUACGUAGAAGAUGAAGCCGAAGAACAGAAUAAUGGAGUAGUAAACAAUGGCAGCUUUUCUGGUCAAAUCAGCGUUUCGUUAGCCUCGCGGCAGAAUGCAGAUGGAAGUUUCUGUUCUCGUUGUGUGGGGGUUUGUGAAAUGAUUCAGGUGUUGCUACAGAGCUAAGGUGUGCCAGAGGUGAUGCACUGAUGCUGAGGAGGCAUCAACAGCUGUGGGACUGUAACCCUCUCACAUGUAAGCACUGGCAGUGUCUGCAGAGAGAGAUCGGGAGACCCUGAAGCAGAGGUUAGCUGCUGUUAAGCGGGUCAUCUGCUCGCUAAGGCUCAGAUUGCAGUGUUCCCGGGUCACAAAACAUGAACCAGUCCCGAUGGAUUGAAUGGAGGACUCUGAAUAUGAGCAGUAGUGUUACGAACGUAUCUGAGCACCUCUCCUGCCCUCUUGGAUUCGGUCACUACAAUGCGGUUGACAUCUGUAUCCUUGAGACGGUUGUUAUUGUCUUGCUAACGUUUUUAAUCAUUGCGGGUAACUUAACUGUGAUCUUUGUUUUUCACUGUGCUCCACUCCUGCAUCAUUACACCACCAGCUAUUUUAUUCAGACCAUGGCCUAUGCCGAUCUCUUUGUGGGAGUGAGCUGCUUGGUUCCUACUUUGUCGCUGCUCCACUACUCGACAGGUGUCCAUGAGUCCUUGACUUGUCAAGUUUUCGGAUACAUCAUCUCUGUGCUGAAAAGCGUGUCUAUGGCAUGUCUCGCUUGCAUCAGCGUGGAUCGCUAUCUCGCUAUAACAAAGCCUCUCUCCUAUAAUCAACUGGUCACACCUUGUCGCUUGAGAAUCUGCAUCAUUUUGAUCUGGAUAUACUCUUGUCUGAUCUUCUUGCCUUCCUUUUUCGGUUGGGGAAAACCUGGUUACCAUGGAGAUAUUUUUGAAUGGUGUGCUACCUCCUGGCUAACUAAUGCCUAUUUUACUGGCUUUAUCGUGUGCUUACUAUACGCUCCCGCUGCCUUUGUCAUAUGCUUCACCUAUUUCCACAUCUUUAAAAUCUGCCGGCAGCACACCAAAGAGAUAAACGACCGGCGAGCUCGAUUUCCUAGCCACGAAGUGGAUGCCGCUGGGGAGACUGGGCACGGCCCCGAUCGCCGCUAUGCCAUGGUGUUGUUUCGGAUAACCAGCGUGUUCUACAUGCUGUGGCUCCCCUAUAUCAUAUACUUUCUGCUGGAGAGCUCGAGGGUGUUGGAAAACCCAGCGCUUUCCUUCUUAACGACCUGGCUUGCUAUAAGCAAUAGUUUCUGCAACUGUGUGAUCUAUAGCCUCUCCAACAGCGUUUUCAGGCUGGGACUGCGGAGACUGUCAGAGACAAUAUGCUCAUCUUGUAUGUGUUUAAAAGACAGGGACGUACGGGACCCUAAGCCAAGGAAACGGGCUAAUUCGUGCUCCAUUUAAAGAGAACUGGCGCAUGUUAAACAAACGUGGAGUUUUGAUAGUGUUUGCUGUAUCUGGAAACCUGCCAGAAGAGAAGUGUUUACUUGACUAGUUUGCUGUGAUGUGAGAGUGAGUUUAAAAGGGAUUGCGGAAAAGGAAAAGGCUGCUGUUAAGAGGGGGUCACUGGACUUGAAUAUAGCUCUUGUGAAGUUGUGAGCAGAGUGAUUCGACAGAGACGAUGAAGGAAGUCAGAACUAAAAAUCUUCCAAAGGGCGUGAAAUAACUACCACAUCAGAGGAGAAUCCUCGUAAAAUCAAUAAGCUAGUUACUACCUAAUAUUUUCCCCCUUGUAGAAAAGUUGUCUUACUAUCUUCGUGUCAGAAUAUACUGUAGCCUUCUGAAUUAAAAUAUAUUUAAGAGAAACAAUCAGCAGCACAGUAAGUGGCUCUAACUGUAAAUUAUAUACCUGAGGACUAUAGUAGAUACUGCAGAUUAAUACUCAGCUCUGUCUCUGCUCACAUCUCGGGCGAUUUUCAGUUGUACAAACGCUCCGCGAUGCAUAAAACCCACCCUGGGCACGACGCUUCUGGAUAAAACGGCACACUUUCACAGAAGCUCUCCCUCUCAUUCGCCCCUUUUUUCCCAUACUGUGCAUCCCGAGAUUCCAUCACGUCCAACUGGUUUAGUUUGAGGGCACCUACAAGGUAAACAGAGUUUCAAACCUUUCUUCCUGUAGAAAGCAAAAGCAAUAGCCCUUCCCGGCUGGCUGAGUAACUGCAGCUGCCCAUGCACAAUGACUUCUUCAGUCUUUUCAUUCUCCUGAUCCUGUUCAAUUCGCACACAGAAUGGAUGUAGUGUCCGUUAGGGUGUACUGAAGCUUCUCCUUCAUUGGCUACACAGAUAAUCCUAAUGCAGAUAUGGUAAUGGCACACAGCAGUGUGCAGCACUGCUUAGAAAACGAAAACGACCCCUUUUCUUUGGGGAGUCUCCAUAGCUUACUGUCGUAGCUGUCAGUCCGCUCUGUGAACCUGCCUUGCACAUACUGUAUUUUUUUAGAGAAAACGUAAAUUGUGGUCUGUGCCUAAUGUUUUCAUAGCACAUGAGAUAUAGGUCGAUGCUACCGGAUUAAAAAUUACACUUGCUUUAAGAGAAAUACUUCUUUGCAGUUGUUGAAUAGCUGUUUUUUUUUAGACAAGUGUUCUUGGAGGAAGUGAAGAAGACAGCUUAGUGUUAAAUACAGGCAAAAAGCUUCAGAAUUUCCUUUUGUACUGAACUGAUUUUCAGGUCCACUGAUGAAAUAUUUUUUAUUUUGCAAGGGCACACAUUAGGUUUGUGUAAUAAAUCGCCAGGGGUUCAGAUGCAUGCCAAUCAAUAAAAUAUUUAAAUUAUUAUUUUGAACCAAAUGUAAUUUUCUUAGAUGGUUAUUGGCUUUUAAAAAAGGCCCAAUUAUUGAUCGUUGGUGCCUUUUAACACUGCACUAUUAUUUCUUCUUUCACCAAAAUGCAUAUGUCAAGAUCGUGCCUAUUACUUUUUGUAAUGGAAGCUAACCACGCUUGCACACUUGUGGUUUGACUCUAGAUCUCCCUUAAUUAUGUAUUCCCUGUUCUGUUGAGGUGGUUCUGAACCCCUGUACCUUUUUUUAAACCUGUAAGUAAGCUGAAACAAUGGAAUAAAGUAGUAUUAUGUCUAUCAAAACCAGCCUUGGCUUUAGUUCCCUGAUAUUACGCUCCGUUCUCUGUGGAAGUUCUUCUGGGUUAGGGCUCAAGAGAAAACGGUUUUAAAAUCCAAACCUCAAAGCUGCUCACUUGCCGUCUUAAAUGUUUAUAUGCUGGUUUCU
Messenger RNA from Cuculus canorus (common cuckoo), 4314 nucleotides. It is a transcript of the gene GPR52, whose product is annotated as G protein-coupled receptor 52. Lineage: Eukaryota; Metazoa; Chordata; Aves; Cuculiformes; Cuculidae. Bases 1413 to 2498 code for a protein of 361 amino acids. Gene Ontology annotation, cellular component: membrane. The transcript has 2 exons. Gene Ontology annotation, biological process: G protein-coupled receptor signaling pathway. The record is from RefSeq and is a predicted model, not a curated record. Gene Ontology annotation, molecular function: G protein-coupled receptor activity.